Molecule: messenger RNA, 1153 nt
Organism: Poeciliopsis prolifica (blackstripe livebearer)
Lineage: Eukaryota; Metazoa; Chordata; Actinopteri; Cyprinodontiformes; Poeciliidae
Product: polymeric immunoglobulin receptor-like
Exons: 7
Coding region: 106-984 (292 amino acids)
Source: RefSeq, a predicted model, not a curated record
CAAAUUCAUUCAACUCCGUCGAUCCCCAGAGCAAAAACAAGCAUUAAUGCAGAUGAAUCCUGACUGCUGAGGUUACGGCUGAGAAGUUUCUUGUCUUCACCAACGAUGUGGAACCUUCAAAACCUGCAGCUCAUGUUGUGCACAGCUCUGAGCUGUGUGAGCGGCGCCGCAGGUUUGAUCCGUGUGUUUGGAUACGAGGGGAGCGAUGUGACGGUUUCCUGUCCAUACGAUCCAGGAUAUGAGAGAUACCAGAAGUACCUGUGUAAGAACAGCUGUGGCUACAGUGAUUUUCUCAUCAAGACCUCACAAGAAAAUGAAACCAAAUACUCCGUUUACGACGACAAAAGAGCAAGAGUCGUCGCAGUGACCAUCUCUGGUCUUCGUUUGGAGGACGCCGGGGAAUAUUGGUGUGGAGUGACCAGAGCAGGAAAAGACAUCUACACUGAAGUAAAGCUGGACGUAAAAGCAGACAGAUGUUGCAACACGACGAAUAAAAUCCAAAGUACUGAGGAAGGUUCAGUGACCAUCAGCUGUCCGUACGACUCUCAGUCUGUCGACAAGCUGAAGUUCUUCUGCAGAGGAAACCGGCCCUCCACAUGUCGACAGCAGGCAGUGAUCAACUCUAGAAACACACAAGAUGGACGAUUCAGACUCUCUGAUGACAGGAAGUCAAGAAUAUUCACAGUGACCAUUUCCAGUCUGACCCUGAAGGAUUCUGGGUCGUAUCUUUGUGGAGUCCAGAGAAUCUCAGGAUUUGAUGUUUUCUCUGCCCUUGAGCUGGAGGUCAAAGAAAAAGGAGAACAAAAUGCCAGAGGAGAAAAAAACCUCGAGGUUCUGCCACCUAGCAUCAUGACAGAAGUGCAUCAGCAUCAGAGCAGCAUUACUACCACACCACCAGCAUCAGAGGAACAGGAUGAAGGUGUAUCAGAACCACGACUCCAUAGUGAUGAGGUCACAGCAACAACACGCCAGCCGUCACUUUAGUGAUGUGGAUGAAGACGAACUUGACUAUGAAAACAUCACAGCAGAGGACAUCUACGGCAACGAGAGUUUCCAUAAAUUUAAGUGACGGAGAGCAGUUUAACGCUUCACUAAUACACAGAGAGUUGGUUUUAAUUUUGCGGCUUCUCUGAAACACUCAGAAAGGAAUAUU